This is a messenger RNA of Betta splendens (Siamese fighting fish), 3137 nucleotides long. RefSeq lists its product as uncharacterized. The transcript is spliced from 7 exons. Bases 1 to 1524 code for a protein of 507 amino acids. Lineage: Eukaryota; Metazoa; Chordata; Actinopteri; Anabantiformes; Osphronemidae. The record is from RefSeq and is a predicted model, not a curated record.
AUGUGGGUCGCAGAGCUCUGUCCAGACAGUGGUGUUAAAGGAUACAAACGGAAGUCUUUGCUCGCGGUUCUGAACCUGCGGAGCGCGCACAUUCUGUUCCCGCAUCUCAAUCCCAAACAGGCGUACUUAUGCUACGACUGCGUGAGCGUCGUCGGCCGGAAAACCAAGAGAUGCGGGAAAAGGCGGGUGUAUGUGGAGCCCGAACGCGUCUCUUCCUCGGUUCCAGGGGCGCCGCUGCCGCCGCCACAACUCACGGAGACACCCGAAGUUCAAAGCAGUUUAAACGGAACCAAGGAGCAUCGCUGCAACCACUGUGACGCCCGGUUGGUGAACACGCCCAAAGGCAAUAAGAGACGCUCGCUGUUAACGGUACUGGACUUGCGGAGCGCGCAGAUCCUUUUCCCGCACCUCGACCCAAAUGAGGCGUUUUUGUGCUAUGACUGUGUGAGUGUGGUGACCCGGAAAACCAAGAGGUGUGGGAAGAGGCGGGUGUACGUGGAGCCCGUCCCUGCCCCGGAAGGACCCCUGAGCCCCAAACACAUCAAGAAGAAACUCGGCCUGAACGAACACUACUACGCCUCACAUGAGCCCUCACCCGCACCCCGGCCGGUCCGGUUCCGACAUGGCGGACGCCCCCGAGUCUUGGCCUCCAACCGGAGGAGGCUGCAGCAGGUGUCUGGCUUCAAGGAGGCUCUGAUGAAGGUCUGCGCCAAGCUCAUUUCCAGUGAGCAUAAAGUCAUGGUAAAUGACUUGGACGGGCCCUUCAGGAAGACUUUCACGCCCGAGAACCUGUCUGCGUUCGGCUGGGAUAAGACUACUUCCUGGGCUGAGCAGAAGGCUCCUCUGACUGUGGCCUGUCUCAGAGCCAUGUUCCCGUCCACUAAAAAGAUCCAGAAGCAGAAGCUAAGCUAUGUCCGAGGGCAAAGAGGGCAGCUGACUGAGGAGGAGGUAAAGCAGAUGCUGGACCGCAGGGUCUCGCUCCUUCUCUCUGUUCCUCUCUACACCAGCACCAACAGGUGUGGGUUCCUUCAGACAGCGUUCAGCGUGGAGAUGUUGAGGCAUCACUGUCCCAUCAGACUCUUCAGCAUCACCAACAGCCUCGGCAUCUCACAGUGCAAAACUGCCACCAGGAACCACACCAAGCGACUCGCCAGGGAGCACGACACACAGGUGAAGCAGUGGAGAGAUGAAGUUCAGAUGACAAAAAGGACGUUGUUCUGCUGUGCCGAGUCCAAAAAGGCGGCAGCAUACACCUUCAGCUGGGGGAACUUCAAGGUCGUUAGGGACACCUUUAAAUCUUUCGUCAGUGUGUGCAGAGCGAUCAGAGCUACUAACAGAACCCCAUCUCUGCAGGUUCCAUCCGUGGCCUCUUCAGAGCGAGGGUACACCUUUGCAACAUGGGCAUUUCACUUUGCUCAUGGGGUCCGUGUCAACUUUCGGCACCUGCAAUUAGAGCAGUGGACGUAUCUCCUCACAGCAUCCUCUUAUCAAAACAGACGUACGAUUCGCUGCGGCAGCGAAUGAAAAUCAUUGUGAUGAGAAUCCUUGCCGACAACCUGAAGGCGCUGAGUGGAGUGAGACAGCGGGUGGUAAAACACCUUCCUCACGCCUGAUGAAGGAGCAGAGCACCACCGUAAGUCCACAGGAUCCGAGUCACCCGUUUGAACCUCCUUUAAAUUCUUUCCAUGCCUCAUUGUGCCAGGUGAGUUUGGGAGCGGUGAUACCGCUCACCUCCGAGGACUCUGUCAGCGUAGCGUACAGCCUGACAGACUACAUUCCUGUGUAUUAUGGCCAACCGUACCCCAUCCUUUUCUGUGGGAACAUCCUGAACGCCAACAGAACGGAACAGGCCAAUGCAACCCAGCACAUUGAGACGCCUCAGAGGACAAGCAGGCUGAUGUCCAAGGGCCUGGUGGAAGCGCCACCAGAGUUCCAGAAGGAGCACCUGUUUCACGAAGUGGGAAGCCCCAGGGUUCUAUAAAGCUCUAACCAUAAACACCCUCCAGUUUGAGGGUUCCAGCUUCUACAUCCAACAUUAACUAUCUGGAUCAGUUUGUAGCGUUAGUCAUGUCCUCACUGACCUCAGGCGUCUGUAAUUAGAGUCAGGUUUGCAGCUUGGCUUUAACAUGUGGAAUGAAAUUUGUCAGGAAAUGAUAAAGAUGCUUCUGAAUGAGAAGAGUAAGAACUGUCGAGGAUCCCUACGUCAAAUCCUGUCAUUGUUUGACUUCAAGACCUUUAACAACAACACCAAAGAAUACUUCCUCAACAUCUGGGACUUCAUCACGGUGAGACCCUAGAUGUUCAGGUCAGUGAUAGGUGUACCGACCUGCCGGACAUUUCAAAUGAUCGCCCAAGCUCUUAGCUGCACUCUAUACCUAAAGUUGACAAACAAUGGGCAGCUCUUUCAGGUGUCAUCACUGUGUUUUACCUUUCUACAGUUUGUGACGACAGCCUACGUGACUCUGUUUGCUGUGACCCAGUGUGGUCUGGACUCUGUGACCCAGAAACCCUCAGACUACCCCAGUCAGAGCUCAGAGCAGCUGGACUGGCUUGGUAACCUGGCUCACAGGCUGGUGGACCUGGUGUGGAUGCCUCCACCUUAGGAGGACAUCAACACUGCAGCAGCUGAAGUUUCGGCUCGAAGCGACACAGAGGAUGAGAACAAGUUUCCCCUUUGCUGCUGCAAAGAAGAGAGACCAAGUGGGCAGAUGGUGCGGUGCUGCAGUAACCUGUGUCCAGUUAUCUGGUUCCAUGAGGGCUGUGCCCGGGUUCAGAUGCAGUCAGAUCCACAUGAGGACUGGUUCUGUAGUUCACAAUGCCGUUCAGAUGGGACUUACAUCUACUGUCACUGUAAGGAGCAGAAAGGGGGUGAUAUGAUCCAAUGUGGACUCAUGGAGAAGUGCCGGAGACAUGAGUGGUACCACAGAGACUGCCUGACUGUGGCUUAGCAGAACUGGGCCAUACAGACUAACCCAGCUCCAUGGUUCUGCUCUGAGUCCUGCUCGCUGGCUGCUGAUGGAGAGGACUACCUGCUCAACUACACCAGGGCAGUGGUGUGGGAGGGACUAUACCACAUUGCCAGACGAGACGCCAUCCAGGAAGGUGAUGGAGAGGCAAUCACAGACUUCUGGAAGAUG